Molecule: messenger RNA, 3551 nt
Organism: Ochotona curzoniae (black-lipped pika)
Lineage: Eukaryota; Metazoa; Chordata; Mammalia; Lagomorpha; Ochotonidae
Gene: F13A1
Product: coagulation factor XIII A chain
Exons: 15
Coding region: 114-2312 (732 amino acids)
Biological process (GO): blood coagulation, fibrin clot formation; peptide cross-linking
Molecular function (GO): protein-glutamine gamma-glutamyltransferase activity
Source: RefSeq, a predicted model, not a curated record
AACUUUCUGGUCCUCUUUCCUGCCUCCUUUUGCAGAAGUAGCAGAGACACACAGAGCCAGCCUUCUCCACGAGGGCACCUGCGGAGAGCACAUAGGACCCCGUGACGCCAAGCAUGUCGGAAGCCUCCAGCAGCACCUUCGGGGGCAGGAGGGCAGUGCCACCCAACAAUUCCAAUGCAGCGGAAGACGAGCUCCCCACCGUGGAGCUGCAGGGCCUCGUGCCCCGGGGUGUCAACCUGCAAGACUACCUGAGUGUCACGGAUGUCCACCUGUUCAAGGACAGGUGGGACACCAACAAGAUCGACCAUCACACGGACAAGUACGACAGCAACAAGCUCAUCGUACGGAGAGGGCAGGCGUUCUACGUCCAGAUCGACUUCAACCGUCCGUACGACCCCACGAGGGAUUUCUUCAGGGUGGAAUAUGUGAUUGGUCGCUACCCUCAGGAGAACAAGGGGACAUACAUCCCAGUGCCCAUAGUCUCAGAGCUGCAACAUGGAAAGUGGGGUGCCAAGGUCAUCAUGAGAGAGGACAGGUCUGUUCGGCUGUCCAUCCAGUCUGCACCCGACUGCAUCGUGGGUAAAUUCCGCAUGUAUGUCGCAGUGUGGACCCCGUAUGGAAUACUCCGAACCCUCCGAAACCCAGAGACAGACACAUACAUUCUCUUCAAUCCCUGGUGCGAAGAGGACUCUGUCUACCUGGAUGAUGAGAAGGAGAAAGAGGAGUACGUCCUGAACGACAUCGGAGUGAUCUUCUACGGAGACGUCGGUAACAUCAAGAGUAGGAGCUGGAGCUACGGUCAGUUUGAAGAAGACAUCCUUGAUGCUUGCCUGUAUGUGAUGGACAGGGCACAAAUGGAUCUUUCUGGCAGAGGAAAUCCCAUUAAGGUCAGCCGCGUCGGCUCUGCAAUGAUUAAUGCUAAAGAUGAUGAGGGUGUCAUCGUUGGAAGCUGGGACAAUACCUAUGCCUACGGCGUGCCCCCCUCAGCCUGGACAGGAAGUGUUGAUAUUUUACUGGAAUACCGGAGCUCCGGGAACCCAGUCCGGUAUGGCCAGUGCUGGGUGUUUGCUGGUGUCUUUAACACAUUUUUGCGAUGCCUGGGAAUACCAGCAAGGGUCAUUACCAAUUAUUUCUCGGCCCAUGAUAAUAACGCCAAUUUGCAAAUGGACAUCUUCCUGGAAGAAGAUGGGAACGUGAGUUCAAAGCUCACCAAGGACUCUGUGUGGAAUUACCACUGCUGGAACGAAGCGUGGAUGACGAGGCCGGACCUCCCCGUCGGCUUUGGAGGCUGGCAGGCUGUGGACAGCACUCCCCAGGAAAACAGUGAUGGCAUGUAUCGCUGUGGCCCAGCUUCCGUUCAAGCCAUCAAGCACGGCCAUGUCUGCUUCCAGUUUGAUGCCCCCUUCGUCUUUGCAGAGGUCAACAGUGACCUCGUUUACAUCACAGCCAAGAAAGAUGGCACUCACGUGAUCGAAGCUGUGGAUACCAGACACAUCGGAAGAUUAAUUGUGACCAAGCAGAUAGGAGGUGAUGGCAUCAGUGAUAUUACCGACACUUACAAAUUCCAAGAAGGCCGUGAGGAAGAGAGGCUGGCCUUAGAAACUGCCCUGAUGUACGGGGCCAAAAAAGCCCUCAGCACAGACAGCACCAUCAAAUCAAAGUCUGACGUGAGUAUGAACUUCGAGGUGGAAAAUGCCGUGCUGGGGAAAGACUUCAAGCUCACCAUCAGCUUCCAGAACAACAGUCCUAACCACUACACCAUCUCAGCCUACGUCUCGGGCAACAUCGUCUUCUACACUGGUGUCUCCAAAGCAGUGUUCAAGAACGAGACCUUCAGCGUGGUCCUGGAGCCUCGGUCCUUCAAAACCGAGGAAGUGUUGGUCAGAGCCGGCGAAUACAUGGGCCAGCUGCUGGAGCAGGCGUCCCUGCACUUCUUCGUCACAGCUCGUGUCAAUGAGACCAAGGAUGUGCUGGCCGACCAGAGAUCCGUUAUGCUCACGAUCCCCAAGGUCGUCAUCAAGGUGCGUGGCACACCUGAAGUUGGUUCUGACAUGGUUUUCACAGUCGAGUUCACCAAUCCUUUAAAAGAAACUCUGCAAAAUGUCUGGCUUUAUGUGGAGGGUCCUGGAGUGAUGAGGCCGAAGAAGAAGUUGUUCCGUGAAGUCCGGCCCAACGCCACCGUGCAGUGGGAAGAAGUGUUUCGGCCUUGGGUCUCUGGCCCUCGAAAGCUGAUAGCCAGCAUGACCAGCGACUCCCUGAGACAUGUGUACGGCGAGCUGGACUUGCAGAUUCGACGCCAAUCUUCUAUGUAAAGGCACUAGAGGCUGAGUUGGACACUGGCGCUUGGCUAAGAAAAUUCUAAUGCAACAAUAGUCAAUCCAUGCUUUAACUUAGGUUAUGUGUAGACCCAUUUGGGACUGAAGAGGGCCCCAGAGUGGCAAUGACAAUGAUUUCAAAUACCCAGCUACUGAGGUGGAUGAUGGUUUAUAACCAGUCCCUCUCCAAAGCAGACUGAGCGUUGUCUUUAAUUAAGCUCUAGUUAAGCUCCCAAAGCUCAUAGCAGUCAUCAUUUAUCAUCACAAAUGGCUGUGGCUGCAAGUGUCAGAGUGCUCCCCUCACCUUGUCUCAAACAAGACAUCUGAUUUCCCCAUCAGUCUUUGGGGAGUGACAUAGUCCCCAGAACGGGAGAGAAGCAAGGGACCUGGGCUGAGGAUUCUGUUCCACUUUCUUGGACUGAGAUGCUACCCUCUAUGUCAGGAUAUUUUUCCCAGGAAUUGAACAGAAUGUCAUUUUUCUUCUUGGCAAAGCUGCAGGAAGGUCUUUCAUCUUACACCUGCACCCGAGUGACUGCCUGCCAAAUGCCACAGCUUUACCUUGGGAGAAGAUGGGGCCCCACGUUCACAAAUUGCAUUUGUGGAAAACUUGAUCACCUAAGAGGAGAUCAGAAAGCAGGUGCAACCCUCAGAUCUAUUAAAUAAUGUAGUUUUACGAUGCAUUUUAUAAGAGGUGUCACACUGUAACCUGAUCAGCAGGAACCAAUAUCCCUAAUUUUAACUGUUUCUGGGGUACAGAAAGUGAAGAGGCUUCCGCGGCACUGGACAAGGGAGGAAUCACAUUCCUUCAGGAGCGAAUGGCUUCACCUGUGUCUCUGGAAGGCCCUUCACCCCAUCAUCCUGGCCCAGGUCCCACUUUAUAAUAGAAAGUACCCAGAUGUGUAACAGGAGGGCAGCCACUGGAUAAGGCUCCCGGUGUUUAUUUACAAGGCUGAUUAUGGUCACAAAUUGCCAUUGAUAUGCCUGGGGUAUGACUUAGGUCAGUAGAUGGCAAUCCUCCAUAAAAAAAUACACAAUGGUAAUGGGAUUUGCCCAUGAGGGUCCCCCUCUGUGGUUAUAUCAUGUUUUGGGUCAUUAAGUCAUCUCCUAGCACUUGCCAAGCCUUCAAAUGCCCACACUUAAAAUCAAAAGCAUUUUACUACACUGGCUUAACAUAGCACACUAUUAUUAACAAGGAUGUAAUAGAUGCUUGAAAUAAAAUUAUUCUGAUUACUUGCA